AGACUACGCCUAUUAAGUUUCUUUUAAAAUCACAACCUAAUUAUAAACAACCUAACGAUAAUAUAGAAAACCUAAUGUAUACUGACGAUAAUGAAUUUUUAAGUUGCAUGUUUGGUACAACUACUACUAACCCUUUAAAUGAAGAUGAAAUUGAAAAAUAUUUACAGAUAAAAGAAAUUUCCUGA
Molecule: messenger RNA, 185 nt
Organism: Racocetra fulgida
Lineage: Eukaryota; Fungi; Glomeromycota; Glomeromycetes; Diversisporales; Gigasporaceae
Source: the annotation of a GenBank genome assembly